CAUAAAUAUGUAUAUAUUCUCACACCGCCGCACACGUGCCUGACCCGCCGUCCGUAUAAACAGCCGUUGCCAGGUUUCCGCCCCGUUAGCGUAUGCCGGGGUCUGUCAACGCCAGAGUGGACAUGGCGGUAGUGGCACUAACAUAACCGAGGCUUGCGUAACAGUGAAUGAAGACUGCAAUGACUCGCAAAAGCACAGCGACAGGACGCCUCCCCAGUCAUCCAAUUAACGUUGGAUGACGUACUAUCUCUCCCCGAGGCUAGAGUCGGCGCAGCCGGGGUCCCCACAAGACCUGCGCGGAGCCAACUACUCCAAGCUCAAAGACAGACACAAAUCGCAACAGUCUCGCGAGAAAGUGAUGUUCCUGCCCAUACUGGAUGGAGACGAGGAGCACCCGCUGCCCUACUACACGACGGGCGAGGUGGCCUUCCCCGCCCUCGCCGAAGUCCCGUGGAAGACUGACGAGAAGCGCAAGUUGAGGGCGCAGGCGGAGAUAUUCAACCGAGACACAAGACUCCAGGACGCGCUGCUCGAGGACCUCAUCAGCGACACCAUCAUGGAGGAGAUCGUCGCCACGGCUUCAGUGGUCCUUCAGGAGAGCAAGUACCAGGAGGAGGAGGACCAAGUCAUCGCCGGCCUGAUCGAGGAGGUGCUCGUGAUGCCGGAGGUGCAGCAGCAGGUGUACAUCAUCGCCUGGUCUCUCCUCUACGACACGGGGCGCUCUCUGCCCCAUCAGGAGUUCCUCGACCUCAAGAAGAGAGAGGAGGAGCUCCACCUCGAACCGGUGGCUAAGGAGGCUCUGUUGGCGCACGUGCUGGAGGGCGAGGACUGGGCAGACGAUCUCAAGGAAGAGAAGAUCCUUUCCGAGAUCUCGUGGGACAUCUUGGUGUUCAACUACCACCGGAAUCUCCAAGAAAAUGCUCUUUCCAAGAACUAUGCUCUCAAGAUCCUGCAGGAAAAGAUGGUGUCCCAGGCCGCAGGAGAGGAAGUGUUCCGAGACGGACUGCUGGACAAUCUCGAGGAGGAAUUCAACUCCUUCGACGAAUUGGAGAAGCUCACAGCGCCGCCUCGCAUGGGGUAGGGAGGGGGAGGGAGAGGGGAUGGGGGCUGAGAAAGGAAAGAAGGAUGAAGGGGAGUGGGAAGGAAAAUAAACCUACACUGACUCUUUACUUUAGAAUAUGUUUGAUAUACGGAUAGGAUGGAAAAGGAGGAUACUGGAAUUGGGGAAACGAAGAAUAAGAUAUGGUAAAGUGUGCGACAGAAAUCUACAAUUUUUGUUUCUGAUGUACGAAGAAUCGCUCAUUAACCUUCCAAGGCUUUAAAGAACCUUGGAAUUGUAUACUUAUUUUUCUUAUACAUUGAAUUAGAGCGUUCACAAAGAAUGUCAUCGAGAUAGUUCGUAGUGACUGGACGAUAUACAUAUAUUUUAGUAAAGUAUAUACUGUGAUUAAAGUUUUUUUGGAUCGAGAGUUCCAAGCAGUAGGUUACAAAGUGGCUACUGGCGAGUCAUCUUGUAACGACUGUAACAAGCUAAUAAAGUUGAAGUUAA
Molecule: messenger RNA, 1549 nt
Organism: Penaeus chinensis
Lineage: Eukaryota; Metazoa; Arthropoda; Malacostraca; Decapoda; Penaeidae
Exons: 8
Coding region: 236-1081 (281 amino acids)
Source: RefSeq, a predicted model, not a curated record